Messenger RNA from Polychytrium aggregatum, 2264 nucleotides. RefSeq names its product kinase-like domain-containing protein. The record is from RefSeq and is a predicted model, not a curated record. The coding region runs from base 1 to 2019 and encodes 672 amino acids. NCBI's taxonomy places the organism in Eukaryota, Fungi, Chytridiomycota, Chytridiomycetes, Polychytriales. The transcript has a single exon. Gene Ontology annotation, molecular function: protein binding; ATP binding; protein kinase activity. Gene Ontology annotation, biological process: protein phosphorylation.
AUGGCCAGCAAAGGCUUUGCUCCCACUGGCCCCGAACCCACUGAGCGACCGCCCUGGUUCAUCUCGCCCAGCGACAUUACCGAUCGCUCGGCCAACCCCAUCGGCCGCGGUGGCUUUGGCGAGGUCUUUACUGGCUCCUACUUUGGUACCAAGGUCGCCAUCAAGCAGCUCCUUGGCACCUGCAACAAACGCCAGCUCGCUGAAUACAACCAUGAAAUCAGCAUCUGGAAGCAGCUCAGCUAUCCACAUGUCCUCCCUCUGCUCGGUGCCUGCGACCAGGACGAGGAUGGUAACCCGAUUCCUCCCUUCAUGGUGUCGCCUUUCAUGCCCAACGGCACUCUCCUUAACCAUGUGUCCGACCCCAAUACCCAUGUCCCUCUUGAGGAGAAGCUCCGUUUGCUCCGCCAGGUGGCCUCGGGAAUGGCCUAUCUUCAUGGCCGCCGCAUCAUCCACGGCGAUCUCAAGGCAGCGAAUGUCCUCCUGGACGGCUUGAACAAUGCCGUCGUCACCGACUUUGGCAUGUCCCGCACCAAACACACCUCUGCCUCGUUGAACCCGAGCAAAUCCAAUGGCCCGAACGGCGGCACCGAUGGUUACAUGGCGCCCGAGAUGCUUGAUGAAGACGACCCCAGCGGUACCACCAUGAAGACCGACGUCUUUGCCUUCGCCAUCAUGAUGCAUGAAGUCCUCAACGAUGCAAACCCCGUCUGGGUCACUGCAAACGGCCAGGCAAUGAAGCCAUUCCAGAUCCUGUCGCAGCUCAUCCAGCACAAGCGUCCCAAGCGAUUCAAUGGCAUUCCCGACGAUGUCUGGGCCCUUAUCGAGCGCUGCUGGGCCCAAGAUCCCGCAGAUCGCCCUGCCUUCCCUGACAUCCUUGCCGCUCUCCAGCCAUACAACCGAGCCGCUGCCCCUGCCGUUUCCGCUCCCGCCACUGCCAAGGCCCCAGCUAUCAGUCAGGUUUCAAGCAAUUUCACCACUCUCAGUGUGGAUAAUUACUCCCCAUCCCAACCUAGCAGCCAUGCCGAGCUCACGUUCGAAGGUAUCAACAAUGCCAUCCACCGCCUGCCUGAUCAACUUGUCUCGCGCGCAAAGCAAGGUGAUCCCGCUGCCUGUCUCGAAGCGGCCAAGUUGGUCUCGGAGGGCCUCCCAGCUCACCACAGCGACUGGAAGCUCGCCGCCCAGCUCUUCGGGGCCGCCGCCGACCGCGGUAACCUCGAGGCAUCCUUCCAGAUGGCUUGGUUUGCGCUGAUCGGCCAGGAAAUUCCUCAGAGCGAUCACUAUGCCUUCUGGUUCUGGGAGGAAGUCAGUAGCAGGUCCACCGAUCCCGUUCUCAAGCCCAUUGCCACGCACAUGGUCGGGUGGAUGUACUACUUCGGCCGGGGCACACAACAAGAUCAGCAGAAGGGCAUCAAGAUCAUCCGAGAUAAUGAAUCGGAUGGGUUCAAGUUUGGAGAGGCCGAGUGUCUGGCAAGGUGGAAUACGGCCUCAUCUGACUCGCCCGCGUCCUGCAAGUUCUUCUCGCUGUGCCAGCUGGGAUCGGACCGCGAUUGGCUGUGUAAGCAUCUUAUGGGUGUCUGUUUAUCUCUUGGAUUCGGUACCGCAAAAGACGAGAAGAAGGCAGCGGGCAUCUUUGAGCAACUCGCCACCGACGGCCACAGUGAUAGUCAGUACUGGGUUGGCGAGUACCUUUACCGUAGCGGAAAGGUAUCGAGUGACUACAAGAAGGCAUUCGAGUGGUACUACAAGUCAGCCGACCAAGGCAACUCUUACGGCCAGUGGAAGGUUGGUCGCUACUACUGGAACGCAAUUGGGGCUCCUCGGAACAACGCCAAGGCAAUCGAGUGGCUCCGCAAGUCGGCUGAGCAGGGCAAUCGAUAUGGACAGUAUGAUCUCGGCGACUGCUACGAAAGUGGUGAAGGCGUUCCCAAGGACAUUGGUACCGCCAUUUACUGGUAUCGCAAGUCCGCGGACCAAGGUCAUGAAUAUGCCAUUCGUAACCUCAAGGAACUCGGCAAAUGAACCUGAAUUCCGAGGCACUCCCAUGUCCCAUAUCCAAGCACCCAUGUCGCAAUCAUGACCCUGCAAACAGAACGGUCAAGCAAACUGUACCGCGAGCACUCACUCCACACACCACGGUGCCACACAAUUGACUCGCAAGGCGGUUCCGUUGAAGCGGUGGUGAAUGAGUUGUGUCGUAUUGACAUCCAAUACAUUCAAUACAUCCAAUACAUUCAAUUCACCCAAUACAUUCAACACAUACAUCC